CCACGGAGAGCGUGACCCAGCCUCCAGUACUACCGACUAUCGAUCACCUCAGAGCUGCGCGAGCGCGGUCCAAUGAGGUCACGCGGAGGAGGGCCGUUGCUAAGGAGGAGGUUUGGUUGAGUCUCUGCGUAGCACCCAUUCAGCGGCGGUGGCUGAAGCGAUUGGACUGCGAGGGCUUCUCCGAGACUUUCUGUGGAAUUUGAAUUAUUAUUAUUUUUUGGACUCGGCACGGCUCGCGGUUCAUAGGUGACGGCUUCAGGGGACGGCUUGCAGGUCGCAGAGGUGGUCACAGCUUUGCGAAGCCGGGAUUCAACAUAUCCCCCUCACCCACCUCCAGCUCUUCCUUCUUCUACAUUACAAAACUCAAAGCACACAGCGCGUCCAGACAUAUUUGAUCUCCACAGUACCGGCAACAACCAGGGGAGCGACGCGAUGAAUAAGCUACGGCAGAGCUUCCGGCGCAAGAAAGACAUCUACGUGCCGGAGUCGAGCCGGCCUCACCAGUGGCAGACGGAUGAGGAGGCGGUUCGCAGCGGCAGAUGCAGCUUCGCAGUCAAGUACUUGGGGCAUGUGGAAGUGGAGGAAUCGAGAGGCAUGCACAUCUGUGAGGACGCAGUGAAGCGGCUUAAGACGGACAGGAAAUUCUUCAAAGGAUUCUUUGUGAAAGCUGGGAAGAAGGCAGUGCGAGCUGUGUUGUGGGUGUCGGCUGAUGGUCUUCGUGUUGUUGAUGACAAAACAAAGGACCUGAUCCUGGAUCAGACAAUAGAGAAGGUUUCGUUCUGCGCUCCCGACAGGAACUUUGAGAGGGCGUUCUCUUACAUCUGCAGGGACGGCACCACGCGACGCUGGAUCUGCCACUGUUUCAUGGCCAUUAAAGACUCAGGAGAGCGACUCAGCCACGCUGUGGGCUGCGCGUUCGCUGCUUGUCUGGAGCGAAAACAGAAGCGGGAGAAGGAGUGCGGCGUCACGGCAACCUUUGAUGCUAACAGAACCACUUUUACUCGGGAAGGCUCAUUUCGUGUUACCACAGCAACGGAGGCUGCAGAGAGGGAAGAAGUCAUGAGACAAUUGCAGGAUGCUAAGAAAGCAGAGUCAGACGUGACUGUUGUCGGGAACUCUGCCAACAGCGUGACAAACUCCUCGGUGCUCCAGCCAGGAAGCUCCCCGUCCCCCUCGUCCUCUCCGCCUCUCUCUGUAGCGGCGCUGGGGCCUCAGGUGAUACCCCGCAGACACGCGCCGGCCGAGGCCCUCGCCCGCCAGGGCUCCUUCAGGGGCUUUCCGGCCCUCAGCCAGAAGACCUCCCCCUUUAAACGCCAGCUAUCGCUACGCAUGAACGAGCUGCCCUCCACCAUGCAGCGAAAAUCUGACUUCCCUAUUAAAAACACAGUCCCUGAGGUGGAAGGAGAAAACGACAGCAUCAGUUCGCUGUGCACUCAGAUCGCCAGUGCGUUCAGCGGGCCCCCUGAAGACCCCUUCUCUUCUGCUCCGAUGCCCAAACUGGCAUCCUCUCCUCAGUCCCCCGUGGCGCCAGUGAAUGGCACCAUGCCUGCCUUCUCCAUUGCUGCCACUGCCGCUGCUGCCGCCUCCAACCCCGCCGUCCUGCACCCCGCUCUGCCUACGCGAGAGACUAACCCCUGGGCCACAAACCCGCCGGGGCCCACCGCUCCAGCCCUCCCAGGAGGAGAUUGGACAUCAGCGACGCCAGCGAUGGUAGGCCCUCCCACUGCCUCUCCAGUCAUGUCCGCCCACAAACGCACGCCAUCAGAAGCCGACCGCUGGUUGGAAGAAGUCACCAAAUCAGUCCGCGCGCCGCAGUCUAAACCGAUCUCAGCAGGAGGCACGCCUCCCCCACAGCCAUUCGCUGCCCCGGUGCAUAUGCCCAUGGCUCCAGUCCCCGUCGUUCCCGCAGUGCCCUUUAUGCCUUCCUUGCCCCCUUCCGUCCCCUUGGUGCCUCCCCGCCAAACUGCUUUCCAACCCCCAGCGGUGGCCUCUUACCCGGUAUCCAACGGUCUGCCGUUCCCCCAGCCCAGCGUUCCAAUGUUUGGCAUAACUCCCUCGCAGAUGGUGGCCAAUGUGUUUGGCUCCGCCACCCAGCCACAGCCGUUUCCCAUCCCGGCCGCCGCUGCCGCCAUGCCACAGACUGGUGACGCUCAGGCCGUCAAUAACAUCUCCCCAUACGCCAAACCCCCGGCACCCACCGAGGUUCACAUCCAGCCCCCGAACGGCAGGGCCGCCUUCAACGGCGCCGACGGCUGGGCGGCCUCGUCUUCACAGUAUGGCCAGCCUGCACCGGCACCGCAAGAAGACGCGUUCGAAGCCCAGUGGGCGGCGCUGGAGAACCGCCCGCACCAGCGCACCUCCCCGUCCCCCACAAACCCUUUCUCCACCGAGCUGCACAAGACUUUUGAGAUCCAACUGUGAAUGCAGUGCCAUCAGAAAGCACCAGGUAGCUGGGGACGGACUCGACGAAGUCACCCCACCCCUUCCUGCUGACGUUUCAUUGGACACCCACUGCAGGGGUGGUCGGGGCGAAAAAGCAAAACAAACCCUGUGCAGCGUCAACGGGGGAAAAAAAAAAAGUAAAACAAAACAGGUUGUUGUGAAGACAUUCACGGCUCCUCAGGCAUUUUCUUUGUAUUAUCUGUAUUGUUUUGUUUGUGCUUGUGGAGCGCAAGGUUAUCAUUACCCUGUGGAGCGCAACUCUCUUCUGCCAGCUAGCUUUGCUCACCGAGGCCCUCUGCUGGCAGGCGAGCGACGCAGCACUGAGAGAACUCAACUUCCAGAUGAGAAAUCCUCCAUAAAAGCCACCCAAUCAGAAGACGAGAGCCACACAAUGCCAAAAUCUUUAUUUUUAUGCAUCAAGUAUAUUUGAAAUAGCUUUGGAAUCUAACAGAAGAGUUGUAAGUAAUCUUGCCAAAGGCACGGGAUAGUUACAAUGUUCAUGUGUACAAGAAAAGAUCAUGUAUAUUAUACAUAAAUAUAUAUAUAUAUAUAUCUAAAGAAUCUAUACUGUACACAAAGCUCACAGCAGUGCAAAUUUUUAAUGUGAUGUAAAGAGAUUUUUUUGUGAAGGGAUAGCUGCUUUUUUGAGUGUGCAUUUUUCCCCUAAUUUUUAACAAAAAAUCUUGAUGCUGUUUGUUGCAUCGCCUAACUGAAUGGGGGAAAAAAAAACAA
Molecule: messenger RNA, 3174 nt
Organism: Poeciliopsis prolifica (blackstripe livebearer)
Lineage: Eukaryota; Metazoa; Chordata; Actinopteri; Cyprinodontiformes; Poeciliidae
Gene: numb
Product: NUMB endocytic adaptor protein
Exons: 12
Coding region: 433-2421 (662 amino acids)
Molecular function (GO): cadherin binding
Source: RefSeq, a predicted model, not a curated record